GGUGAAGGCUAAAACAAUAGUUUCAUCGGGGGCGGUGAGUGUAUUGUACCUUAAGGAAGGAAAAGAAAACGAAAAGAGACAUAUACAUACAUAAUAUAUAUAUAUAUACGGUUAUAUAUAUAUAUAUAUAUUUAUCUAUAAAUAUAAGAAAAAAAAAGCAACGACUUAAAAACAUCUCUCUCUCUCUCUCUUUAUAUAUAUACAUAUAUAUAUAUAUAUAUAAAACACACACUCAUACAUUUAUAUAUAUAUAUAUAUAUAUUAUAUAUAUAUAUAUAUAUAUACAUAUAUAUAUUACAUAGCAACAUCCAUGUGUAUAUAGAAUAAAAAAUAUAUACACACAGAAAUAUAUAUAUUUAAAAAAAAAAAUAUAUAUAUAUAUAUACAUAUAUAUAAAAAAACAUACACACACACACACACACACAUAUAUAUAUAUAUAUCUAUAUAUUAGGAGUUGAAGCUACCAACAACAGUAACAGUAAACAGACAUACGCACUAAGAGACGUACAUAUAUAAAACAGUUUUUUUCCCCCUUGUUUCGUAGUGGCAUUUCUUAAAUUUUCCAACACAUAGAGUAAUAUGCCUAAUGUUUCCAACCAGAAUGGAAAGGGCCUAGAACAGCAAUUUGCUGGGCUAGACUUGAAUAGCUCGUCUGCAAGAAAUUCUAGAGGAAAAAGUGAGUACUUUCCGAGCCAGUCCAGACCUGUACCCAGUAGUUCUCCUCCUCCUCCUGCUCCUUCAGCAUCUAAAGAGCGUUAUGUGCCCCCGCACCUGCGCAACCAUGAGGAGAGAAGUUUAUCUGUUCAUGAUAGCCUUGAAAGAGAUUUGAUUCCACCUGGUGAUGACCGGAGAAAUAGAGAUAACUUCUUGGGAGCAUAUGGGGCUGCUCAACGAAGUGCUUAUAUUGGUGGCUUACCAGCCCAAGGACUUGGCCAACCAAAUUAUGACCGCAAUUACCCACCUCAAGCUAACCGAUACUACACUAACUACCCUCCAAGCAACAGGGGUGCUAAUAGCUACAGCUAUGAUAAUAGGCGUGGUGGCCCAACAGCAUACCGCUAUAAUGGCCGGGCUCCCAUGAAUGAUAACCGCUGGAGUAGCAAUAGACAAGACAGACAAGGCAGUUUACCACCACCACCACAACAACGACCUUUCCCAAGUAGAGGUGGUGGUGGUGGAAGCUGGGGUAAUGGUAAUCGUUGGGAUAACAGAAGUGACAAUCGCUGGAAAAAUGAUGAUUAUGGCAAAAAAGAAGAUUGGUCUGUACCUCUACAAAAGAAUGAAAAAUUAGAAUAUGAAUUGUUUGGUAGCUGUAAUACAGGUAUCAACUUUGAUAAAUAUGAAGAUAUACCUGUAGAGGCUACAGGUGAAGACUUACCAAAAUGUUGUGAAAGUUUUAACGAAUGUCAACUGGGCGAAAUUCUGAGGAACAAUUUGGUUCUAUGCAAUUACACCAAACCAACCCCUGUUCAAAAAUGGGCAAUACCUAUUGUGAUGAACAAUCGAGAUUUGAUGGCUUGUGCUCAGACAGGUUCUGGCAAAACCGCUGCCUUCUUGGUUCCCAUUUUGAAUGCUCUGUAUGAGCAAGGACCUAUUGAUAUGCCAAGUCGAACUUAUGGACGGCGUAAGCAGUAUCCCCUUGCAUUAGUGUUAGCUCCUACACGUGAAUUAGUUUCACAAAUUUAUGAUGAAUCUCGAAAGUUUGCAUACCGCUCCCAUAUACGUCCAUGUGUGGUUUAUGGUGGCACAGAUAUUGGUGCUCAGUUGAGAGAUUUGGAUCGUGGCUGUCAUUUAUUAGUUGCAACGCCUGGUCGUCUGGUCGACAUGAUGGAAAGAGGUCGUAUUGGACUUGACUGCUGCAAGUUCUUAGUAUUGGAUGAAGCUGAUCGUAUGUUGGACAUGGGCUUUGAACCUCAAAUCAGAAGAAUUGUACAAAAAGAUAGCAUGCCUCCUGCUGGUUGCAGAGAAACUCUUAUGUUUAGUGCUACAUUUCCUCGAGAAAUUCAGUUGUUAGCUAAGGACUUUCUACACAAUUACAUUUUCCUUGCUGUUGGUCGUGUUGGAAGUACCAGUGAAAAUAUUACUCAAAAAGUUGUGUGGGUUGAAGAGUGUGAGAAGAGAUCAUAUCUUUUGGAUUUAAUCAAUUUUGCAAGUCCUGAUUCAUUAACUCUUGUGUUUGUGGAAACAAAGAAAGGAGCUGAUUCUCUGGAAGAGUAUCUUGUUGUGGAAGGCUAUCCUGCUACAAGUAUUCAUGGUGAUAGAUCUCAACGAGAGCGUGAGGAGGCUCUUAGAGCUUUUCGGAAUGGAGAAAAACCAAUUCUUGUUGCUACUGCUGUUGCUGCUCGGGGUCUUGAUAUUCCAAAUGUACGCCAUGUUAUCAACUUCGAUCUACCUAGUGAUAUUGAAGAAUAUGUUCAUCGUAUUGGACGUACAGGACGUGUCGGAAACUUGGGUCUUGCCACCAGCUUCUUCAAUGAGAAAAAUAAGAAUGUUGUCAGGGAUCUUUUAGAGCUGCUGGAUGAAGCUAAACAGGAAAUCCCGGCUUGGUUGGAAUCAAUAGCCUAUGAUUCAAGGCCGCAAGGGGGCAUAAGGCGUGGUGCUACUACUCUUGGAAGAAAGUGAGUUCAGUGUUUAUGUC
Messenger RNA from Octopus bimaculoides (California two-spot octopus), 2638 nucleotides. RefSeq names its product ATP-dependent RNA helicase DDX3Y. Gene Ontology annotation, molecular function: ATP binding; RNA helicase activity; nucleic acid binding. The record is from RefSeq and is a predicted model, not a curated record. NCBI's taxonomy places the organism in Eukaryota, Metazoa, Mollusca, Cephalopoda, Octopoda, Octopodidae.